Messenger RNA from Acytostelium subglobosum LB1, 2487 nucleotides. RefSeq lists its product as hypothetical. Gene Ontology annotation, molecular function: ATP hydrolysis activity; lipid carrier activity; ABC-type transporter activity. The transcript is spliced from 7 exons. Lineage: Eukaryota; Evosea; Eumycetozoa; Acytosteliales; Acytosteliaceae. Gene Ontology annotation, cellular component: intracellular membrane-bounded organelle; membrane. The coding region runs from base 1 to 2487 and encodes 828 amino acids. The record is from RefSeq and is a predicted model, not a curated record. Gene Ontology annotation, biological process: lipid transport; transmembrane transport.
AUGACUGAGAAAGCAGGUCUAUUCCAACAAUUCUAUACACUUUUGUAUAAGCAAUACCUGUUGCUGAUCAGAAACAAGGUACUCACAUUUGUUAGAGUGACUGCAUCAUUAUGGACUGUGCUCAUAUUCUAUAUUAUUCUCAAGAGUAUCCACUCAUCUGGUGAUGAAGUAUACCCAACAACAUCAGUUGUCUUUAACUACACCACAAAUAGUGAUUACUACCUACAAUACUACUUUGAUCCAACUAUUACACAGCCAGAGAAGGACCAGAUUGUCGGUGACAUUGUUGGCUAUAUGGGCUGGAAGGAGGGCGAUAUCCUGGAGCUCACAAAUGGUACAAAUCAGAUCGACACAUUCACUGAGCAGGCCAUGACCAACACCAACACUACCCUUGCUACCGUCUUCUUCUCAAAGAGAAACGCCACCAACUACUUCUACUCGCUCGGCUACAACUACAAUGAUCAGGUGUCAAAGUCGUCAUUCAUCUUCAACUUCCAGCCAUACGGCUACAACACCGCCACCAGGUACGUCUACGCCAUCCGUGCCGCCAUCGAGACAUCGUUGGCCGCGACCAUCACUGGAGGUGAAGCCAAAAUUGAGAUCUUGAACCGUGAGCCACCCUCAGUGCUGGGCGGCGCCGCCACACUCCCCGGCAAGACCGUCAUCUCCAUGCUGUUCCCCUUCUUCCUGACUCUCGGCCUGACAUUCCCAUUCAUCCUGUUCGUCUACCUAAUCGUCGAGGAGAAGGAGCGCAAGAUCCGUUCAUACCUCCGCGCAUUCGGAGUACAUGACACCAUCUACUACAGCACAUGGCUCAUCGAUGGUAUCCUGGUGGCAUUGAUCAACACUAUCAUCGUCAUGAUCUUUGGUUACUCUGCUGACAUCACCUUCAUCAGCAACACCAACUCAUCAGUCAUAUUCAUUGUGCUCAUGACUUACCAAGUCAGUCUCAUUGGCAUUGGACUUCUGAUCGCCUCACUCAUCUCGCGUACCAAGGCAGCCAUGAUCCUUGCCGUCGUCAUCUUCUCGAUCUCGAUUGUUGGCUCGAUCCUUAUGUCAAUGAUGACAUCACUCGUCUAUGCUCUCUGGUCAAACAAGGACAAGUACUACGACUGGCUCAUCUUGUUCCAAGUGUUGACUCCACUAAACUGGAUCAAGGUCAUUGUAGACAUAUCAACUGUGACGAUCAAUGCCAACUUUAUAGACUUUAACAGUAAGGUUGUACCAGGUCACUAUGAUUGGUCCAACUUUGUCGGUAACAUCACAUCAAGUUAUGCUGAGCGCAAGAUUACUACAACGUACAACACAAACAGCUACAUCUUUGUAGCAACGAUCAUCUACAUGUUGUUGGCAUGGUACUUUGACAAGGUGAUCCCCGACGACUUUGGCGGCAGACGCUCGCCAAUCUUCCUCUUCACCAAGAAGUUCUGGUUCCCCAAUGCCACGCCCAGCCCCAUCAAAGAAUCCGACCUCUACGCCAUGAACGACUCACAAGACCCCGACAUUGUAGGUGAGGGCACCUGUGUCACCAUGGACAACUUCCGCGACCACUCUCUGGUCAUCAGGAAUCUGCAGAAGAAGUACGGCAAGAAGCGUGUCGUCAACAACCUGUCCAUCUCGGCUGAGAAGGGCAAGAUCGUCGCACUGCUGGGUCACAAUGGUGCUGGUAAGACCACCACCAUCAACAUGGUCACCGGCCAGACCACCAUCACUGCUGGCCAGGUCUUUGUGCACGGCUACGACGUCAGCACCCAGAUGGAGCACAUCAGGACCAUGUUGGGACUGUGUCCACAGUUCGAUGUCUACUGGCCAGACUUCACCGCUCGUGAGCAUCUCACAAUCAUGACAUUGGUCAAGGAGAAGAGAGAUAACAUCAAGGAGGACAUCAAUCAGAUUUUGGCCAGCGUCAGGCUAUCCUCAGUUGGUGACAACCAAGUCAGUUCAUACAGUGGUGGUAUGAGAAGAAGACUUUCAGUGGCCAUUGGUAUCAUUGGAGAGCCAAAAGUUGUCAUCCUAGAUGAGCCAACCACUGGUAUCGAUCCAGCCAACCGUAGAUACAUUUGGAAGUUGAUCAAGAGUAUAAAGAAGGACAAGUUAAUCCUACUAACAACUCACUCGAUGGAGGAAGCUGAUGCAUUGGGCGACAAGAUCCUUAUAAUGGACCAAGGCCAGCUGUCUGGAUGUGGAACAUCGUUGCAUUUGAAGGACAGAUAUGGAAGUGGAUACAAGCUGCACUUGAUCACCACCGAUCUGGAGAAGACACAGGAGUUUGUACGUAGUCACCUGCCAGAUGCCGCACUGGACCGUAUCAACUCGAUGAACAUCAUCUACACAAUUCCAACGAUGGACCAGAACUUCUCCAACUUCCUCAAGUUGCUCGCCACCAACACCAACAACAUCGAGGCACUGAUCACCGACUGGCAGAUUCAGAACACCACUCUUGAGGAUGUAUUCCUUCACCUUGUGCGCAAGCAAGAACACUCAUAA